Molecule: messenger RNA, 5649 nt
Organism: Lytechinus pictus (painted urchin)
Lineage: Eukaryota; Metazoa; Echinodermata; Echinoidea; Temnopleuroida; Toxopneustidae
Product: enoyl-[acyl-carrier-protein] reductase, mitochondrial-like
Exons: 7
Coding region: 1822-2721 (299 amino acids)
Biological process (GO): fatty acid metabolic process
Cellular component (GO): mitochondrion
Molecular function (GO): trans-2-enoyl-CoA reductase (NADPH) activity
Source: RefSeq, a predicted model, not a curated record
CAAAAUCGGCGGGAAAUUUUUAUGAUCAUAUUAUAGAUUCGCAGAUCACUGAUUUAAUAGGAGGAACAAGUUUUUUUAGUUUUCAUAACUGGAUCUACAUGUAGUUGUUUUAGCUUUCGUUUUGAGUCUUGUGUAUAUAGGAUGCCGGCGCUGUUUCCUCUAAUUUGUAAGUUGACAAUGUUUCACUUUGAAAUUUUAUUCAUUUCUAAACCACUUAGUUUUUCAAAAUUUUGAAGAUAAUUCUAAAAAUGCCAAAUAUCAUCAUUUCUGUUAGAUGAUUGGAUUGCUUUUGUUCGCUUGAAGUUUGAACUUUUUCCUCUUUCAUUUUUAUUCUUCAUCCUUCUAUCCUUCCUGCUGCUUUUUUUGUUCCAUCUAUCUUUUAAUAUUUCCUACCUCUCUUUCCUGAUCCUAUCUUUGUGUUAAUUUUCAUUCUUUCCUUCUUUCUCUUAUCUGCCCUUUUUAUUUCCUUCCUUCUCCCUUCCUCACCUAUUUCUUUUCGUUUUUUCUCUCCUAUAAUUAUUAUUUUUUCAUUCUCUCCAAUCUUUCCUCCCUCUCUUUCAUUCUUUCUUUCAUUCAUUCUUUAUUUUAUUUUUCCUUCUAAUACUUUCCCAUUAUUCUUUCUUUCUUUCCAUCCCUCCCUUCCUUCCUUCCCCCUUCCUGUUUUCUUCUUUCUUUGUUUCUUUCAAAGAAUGAAAACAUUUUUCUUUCCUUCAUUCUUUGUUUCCUCCUCCUUUUUCUUACUUUAAUUUUCUUUCUCACCUUUAUUUUGUCUUUCACACAUCUUCCCUUUCUUUCUUUGUCUUUCUUUCUAUAUUAGAUGAAUUCAAAGAAUGACAGAAACCUUUUUUUCUCUUUUAUUCUUUCUUUCAUCGUCCUUUUAAUUAUUCUAACUUCUAUCAUUUUUCCCCCUUCAUUUUCCCCUUCAUUUUUUCUUUCUCAUUUCAUUUCUUUUCUCUCCUUCAUUCCUUCGUUCACCCUCCCUUCCAAUUCUUUAUAUUUUUUUUCACAAGUAUAACAAUGUGUAGCCUUCUUUGAUGAUCUUUUUUUAUCGAUUGUCCCGUAUUUCAUUUUGUGAAAUCUGGUCACCCUGAUUUAAACCCUUUUUUUAAACUACAUGAAUUACCAGGUCCCAGUAUAUUGUGCAUAUAGAAAUAUGUUUGUACAUGAUUGGCUUAAUGACAUUAAAAUACACUUUGCCACACUAAGUACAUCAGUAUUAAUUUUAUAUUUAUAGAGAAAACAUAUUGCAUCUUGCACAUACCCUUAAUUGCCUUCUACGGCGCAUUCUCGAACAAUUGACCUAGCAAAAUGGCGGCGGUCACGUGACUUAUCGAGUUCGCCAGCGAUGUUUUGCUUGGGUGAACACGACUUCCACGUAUUUCUAGUUCAGUGGUGACCACCACAGAGCUGGAUAAAUUAUGCUUCUACCUGUUUCCGGUGAAGCAUAAUGUUAGGAAGCUCUGUGAUUCAGCGACAGUAGUCUUUUUCUCACCUGACACUCAAUAUUUGUUCACUAUUUUCUUUUUUACACUAGAAUUAUUGCCAAUUUGUCUUGAUAGAGGCUAUCAAGACUUCUUUAUCAGAAUGCAUCACGAGUAGAGUUUCGUCCAAACAGGUGGAUGAACCACUAUGCAGGUGAGCUUUGGGUCUUCAUCCACCCGGGAUAUAUCCCCUCUUUCUUUCACACAUUCUUUCUAGACACCCUAAAUGUUUUCUCCACAUUAUUACUAACUUAAGAAUUGCCUUUCAAAUGAUUAUUCUGCAUCUAGGUUGGUGAAGAACUCUGUUCCAGAGGUUUAUGAUGACUCUGUUCUCAUCAAGAUGAUAGCAUCUCCAAUAAAUCCUGCAGAUAUCAACUCCAUACAAGGUAUCUAUCCUAUCAAGCCCGACUUCCCAGCUGUUGCAGGAUUUGAAGGUGUAGGAGAGAUCCAAGAAGUUGGCAGCAAUGUCAAGCAGUUGUUACCAGGAGAGAGAGUAAUAUUUCCAGCCAGUGUGACAGGUACUUGGUGUUCCCAUCUCGUCUGCCCAGCCAGUCAAGUGAUGGUGGUCCCUAAGGACACGCCCCCGCUCGUUGCAGCGACCGUUAAAGUCAAUGCAUGCACAGCUUACAGAAUGCUGGCCGAUUUUGAGAAUUUGAGAGAAGGUGAUACCGUGAUCCAGAAUGCUGCUAACAGCGGUGCAGGACAGGCCGUCAUACAGAUUGCAGCAGCCAGGGGCUUAAAGACAAUCAACAUUGUGAGAGAUAGACCCAACCUGACUGAACUCACAGACUACCUUCAUGACCUUGGAGCCACCGUUGUAACAACAGAGGGUGAUCUUCGAAAAAGUGCUUCAACUCUGCUUAAGGACUUGCCAAAACCUAAACUAGCCUUGAAUGCCGUUGGAGGAAAGAGCAUCAUAGCACUUGUCAAGCAAAUCCAGGAUGCUGGCACUAUCGUUACUUAUGGUGGAAUGUCCAAGCAGCCUGUUAUGGUCCCGACUGGUUCCCUCAUCUUCAAUGAUCUCAAGUUCAAAGGAUUCUGGAUGAGCAGGUGGCACCAGCAACAUGCAGGAAGCGAGGAAGCCAGACAGAUGUUUGAUCAGCUCUGCAGAUGGGGUGGAUCGGGGCAAAUGAGGGCGCCCCAACAUAGACUGGUUGAUAUCGAGGACUAUCGCAGCGCCCUGGAGAAGGCGUUGGGUGAAUAUAGCACGGAAAAGCAAAUUCUAACAUUCGGAUCAUGAUGAAUCUUUGACUCCUACUAGGUGACCUUUGAACUCUUGAACUAUAGAGACCCGUUUUCUGUUCAUUAUCUCUCACAGAUGGCCUUAACGUGAAAACAAAUUGAUUGGCACCGUGUGUGCGUGGUCUCUUAAGUUGGUCUUAUUGCCUAUUGAGAUAACUAUAUUAUGAAUAGUGCAGAGAAUGAAUUAGCCUGUAUAUUUCUUUGUACAGGUAUAGGAGAAUGAAAAUGUUUGAGGGGAAAAGUACUUGUCUUGCUACUUGGUAACAUAUGUGUACAUGUAUUCUUUGCAGUAAGCAUCUAACAAGGGGUGUUUCACAUUAAAGAUCUCACUGAAAUUUCCAUUUGCAUCAAAUCACCUCCUUGGUCAGGGCUCCGUCUUACAAAGAAUUGCGAUUGAUCCGAUCAACCACAACUAUGGAUUGGCAGCAAUAUGUCAACAUCUAAAAUGCAUGUUUAUUCAUAAUAUUUUCUAGAUGUGUAUAAGGCUAUUCAUUCGUUCAUCGUUUACUUGAAAUUCAGUGUGUUUCUCUUUGUUUACAUAGGAUAUUGUGCAAAUUUUAUGUAGAAAAAAAUAUGACAUUAGUGGAUUACCAUACAGUUGAUCAGUCGCAACUCUUUGUAAGACGGGCAUGCUCGCUUGACAUGGGUUGGCAUGAAAAAUAAGCAUAACUUGUAGUCGUACUCAACUCUUUGUGAAACACCACUCAGAUUUUCUAACACCUCAUGCAAAUUUUCAGUCUUUAAACUUAAAGGAUUCAGGCCCCCGUUACGAUUAUGGCAACUUAGCCAUCCAAUGGUAACCAUCACUGUAACGCUGAUCAACAGCCAACCAGAAUCAAGGAUUCCAUGCAAGUUUCCGUUGCAUGGCUAAGUUACCAAAAUGGUAUCAUUCAUGCAACGGGGUUCACGUCCACAUACAAAAAUUUGGAUGAUUUCAUCAGAAAUGAAAGUAGGCAGGACCACCUAAAAUCCUUCCAGCCUGUACAGGUAUUCUAAAGUCUGGUUUAAUUCAUGCCUUGGCUGAAAUUGAGGGAAGCCAAAAAUAUUGAAACUUUUGUUGCACUCUGCAUUUCUUAUGUUUACUCUGUUACUUUCCCGUGCUCCCUUGGUCAGAGAAAGCAAGUUUGUUUUCAUCCCAAGGCAGUAGGUCAUUAAAGGCCCUGUCAUGACGUUCCAUACAAGCCUUGUGGGUCAGUUGCGAGCAAGCUUCCGCAACUCACCUGCACAAAAGUUACUUUUCUGCGUAUACAUCUCACUGCAUGUCAGGUAUGUGUGAGAUGUUAAUGCGGGCAAUCUGCGGGUAGCAUAAAAAAUAUAGCUUCUGAAGGUUACCAUGGCGAAGAAGAAUAGUGUAGUAGGUUUCACGGUACACCAUGUAUCUUUCUUGGGCAAGUGUUGGUCCUGAAAAGGACCACCCAAAGAUACAUGGUGUACCGUGAAACCUACUACACUAGCAUAAAAAAUACUAACCUGUGAGUCACAAAGCUUGCAUGGAACAAUAUGACUGGGACUUUAAUGGUUUGAGUGCCAAAUGUGCCGAUUGAUUUAAACUCUUCUGUUCGGGGGUUGUGUCACAUUUGGCCACCCACAGGUACACCACAACUUUGGACCAGAGUUUCAAUUAAAUCGGAUUUCAGAAUACAGGCAUCUGGGUCUUAUACACCUCUACUACCAAAAGUCUGUAUUGUGUCUUUUAGCAGUAAUCUUCCUACGAAGGUACUCGGCUUUCAAACAGAUGGGGGGAGGGGGGUGCCUUGGGAGGGGCAAUGGAUCCCCCCUAAUAAAAAUACACCCCCCCCCCCCCCCCAAGAAGAAAAAAAUGGAAGGGAAUGGAGGAUUCUUAUAUUAUUUUCUGAAUAUUGUGCCAAAAUUUAUCACAAAAUUGAAUUUUGGAAUUGAAAAGAUCAGUUUUCUUGCUGUCACUCACAGCAGCUUAGACAUUUUGCCCCAUAUGUUGGGUCUGCACCCCCCCCCCUCAAAAUUUCUGGCUCUGAAGGAGCCAAGUAUCUUUAAAGAUAAAUACCGGUUGUGGAAACAAUCUCAAAAUAAGCUCGAACAGAAUCCAAUGAAAUUACCACCAAAGUGUUUGUAUGUAUAAAUAAAAAGCAUGUGCCAAAUAGCUCUGGAAGAAAAUGUGUAAUUGCUGAGAAAUGAGCAAAAUAAGCACAGAAUUCCAUCAAAUGUCGGGUAUUUUUUUGAAGCAAUAUUAAUACACUGUCCCACAUAUGCUUUUCUGUGUUAGUGAUCAUCAGCAUUAUCGAUUUUGAGGUAAGAUUUAUGAUUUUACAAGGAUAAGUUUACAUUAAUGUCCCAGAUCCAGAUGUAUAAUAAUAUUUUGACAAUUAACCGUGAUUUAAAAGACUAUCUCAUGGAAUAAUAGUUUGCUGCAACUACUGUCUUUUACCUUUAAUGGUGAUCUUUCUGCAUUCACCAUUGUUUUGUCAAUGAUGAGGUGUGAGGAUUGCUGAUGAAAAGACGCUUUUAGGGAUUCCUGCAUGAAAGACAUGGCUAAAACUUUUGGUACAAUAGGUGCUUCAAUCACUACGAAAUAAGACUCGCUGAAACUGAAAUUUGUGCAUUAUUUUUGUGUAUUUUUUGUCUAUCAGUUGACAAAGUGCAAAAUAAAUAAGUUUGACAAAAAAGGAUGCUCAGAAAUGGAGCCAUAAAGAGUAAGAAAAUCCCUAACAUUUGGAAAUAUCUAAAACAUGUCAAAAUUGACAGGCUAAAAAACUCGAACAAUACUGUCAAGAUAUAUCUCUAUGAAAAUCCCUCUCAUUACAAUAGCUUACUCUGUUACCACAUAUGAAUAGCAAGUGAACAAAGACAUCUUUGAAAGAUAUAAUGUACAAUGAGAUUUGUAUACAAACAAAUGCUAACAGUUAUUGAUAUUCAUCAUUAAAGGCUAAAACUGUAUUAGAAACAAGUU